AUAACUGCAAUCUCCGAGGACCAAAUAAUAAUUAAAUCCAAAAAAGAAUGUGAAAUAGUUAAAGAAGAUCAAUCAAAAAAAGGAAGUCAAUGAUCAGAAAUGGAAUGCAGCCUAAUCAAAUAGGAAAAAGUUCCAUUUCAGUGUCACACUUUGCUGACCAGCGCAAUUUCAUGUCAUGCAUCAGCCGUUGAGACUCCGUAUACUCCCUCAGUGGGAUUGAUACAGAAAACCCUUGAAAAUUUCAUUGCAAAACUUGUUAUAAUCAGCUCCAAAGUUUCAGACAAAGCUGAAACAUUGUUCUAUCUCAUUGUGCCUGAAAAUGUCGGGUUUCUUUCAGAACAGUGUCGAUGAGAAGGCUGUGGAAGAGCUUCUGUCUCAGGCAAUGGAUGCGACAGUUCUCGAGCAGGUGGCGGCCAUUAACUGCUCUGCUCUCAACGAUUCUGCCCUCCCUUCUCACCUCGAAACCCGCUUUCACAACCUCAAAUCUUUGCCCAUGAAACCCGCUUCUUCAUCAACACAAAGCCUCAUCAAUCUUCCACGGAAAAACGGGUUUUCUCCAUGUUUGAAGGAAAGCCCAGAAUCCAAGAACUGCUCAUAUUCCCCAAAAUCAUUGAAGAAAAACCGACUCGGAGAAUUGGGGAAGAAGGAGAUGAAGUACCGUUCUUGGCAGGUUAUUUCAAGUAGGUCUGUUUCUCCACCUGUAAGAAGUGGCUGCUUUUUGUGUUGUCCGAAGCAGGUAUCAAGGGAAAAGAGUAAUAAAGACGACAGGGGUUUGGUUCUGGGGCUUCGUGAUGAGUUAAUUUUAUCUGAUUUGAGUAGUUUUUCAGUGAAAAAACAGGAAAAGAUGAUGAAGAAGGCUCUGAUGGAGGAGGAGAAGAUUUGUAGGGAGGCUGAGAAAAUUGUGAAGUAUGCUUCAGCAGCAAUGAUGGAUGUUUCAGGGCGUUGAAGGUCAUAAUGAGCUACGGGAAAUUGUAAUUUUAGUCUCUUCACUCACUCACCACCCUCGUUUCUUUAAUUCUAUACCAAUUAAUUUUUAUAAUUUAAACUAAUUUUGUUCC
Sesamum indicum (sesame) is the source of this 1058-nucleotide messenger RNA. RefSeq lists its product as uncharacterized. NCBI's taxonomy places the organism in Eukaryota, Viridiplantae, Streptophyta, Magnoliopsida, Lamiales, Pedaliaceae. The record is from RefSeq and is a predicted model, not a curated record.